UUCGGCCUCGCGCAUCCCAAGGCGCCCGCCACUGCCACCAUCUCCAGCUCCGCCGAGCUCGUCCGCUUUCUGAAAGGGAACGAGCAGAUGACGGAGAAGCAGGUGCUGCAGCUGGCCACGGGGAACGUGAACGUGGCGGUGGUGAGGGGGGACGUCGAGGAGCGGGCGCUGGCGCAGGCGGACCGGAGCGGCAUCAUGGUGAUCCAGGUGAAGGCCCUGCGCGAGCUGGCGUUCCUGGCGUUUGCCCAGGCCCUGCGGUCUCUCCCCGCGACCCUGGCGGAGAACGCGGGCCUCGCCGUCUCCCAGGUGAUGGCAGACAUGACGGCCGCGCACCAGCAAGGGCACUUCCUGAUCGGAGUGGGCGUCGAGGGGAUCAUCAACGUGGCCCAGGAAGCUGUGUGGGACACCCUGGCGGCCAAGGCCCAAGCGCUGCGGGCCGUGGUGGACAUCGUGCUGCAGCUGGCCACUGUGGACGAAAUCGUGGUGGCCAAGAUGAGUCCCCCGCUCCAGCAGGACCCGGGUCCCCGCCCCACGAAGGCCCAGGAGCACCCGUCUUCUCCCAAGACACCCGCCCCCAUCACACGCUAAGAUCCCCCUUCCGCACGCGGGAGGAGAGGAAGGAGGCCACAGCGGAGACUGGAAAUGAGGGAUGCUGACGGAUUUCUGAGAGGCUCUGCUCACCACCCACUGCUUUCUUGUGAUGAGAACUUUUAAGAUCUAUUCUCUUAGCAAACUCCAAAUAUACAAUACAGUAUUGUAGACUAUCAUCCCCAUGGUGUACAUUGUCUCAGGACUCGUUUUUCUUAUAACUGGAAGUUUGGCCAUUUGUACUUUUUGACUACCUUUCACCCACUAUCUCCACCCCGCCCACCCCCAUCUCCACCUCUAGUACCACUAAUCUGUUGUCUGUUUCUAUGCGUUUGUGUUUCUUCAUUUUUCUAGAUUCCACAUAUAAGCAGAUCAUAUAGUA
Molecule: messenger RNA, 970 nt
Organism: Myotis brandtii (Brandt's bat)
Lineage: Eukaryota; Metazoa; Chordata; Mammalia; Chiroptera; Vespertilionidae
Product: T-complex protein 1 subunit theta-like 2
Exons: 2
Biological process (GO): protein folding
Cellular component (GO): chaperonin-containing T-complex
Molecular function (GO): ATP-dependent protein folding chaperone; ATP binding
Source: RefSeq, a predicted model, not a curated record